UCUGUUUUCCUUAAACGAACACCUAUCAAUAUGUUAUUUAUACAUACAUAAGCAGGCCAACCACACUGCAUCUGCAUACUCUUAAAGAAGCCAAACCCAACUGUUUUUAUUCUUCUUCUUCUUCAAAUUCUUAUCGUGUUCUCUGCUUUUGUUUCUGUUAUUUUAGUCUCAUGGCAACAUCAUCAUCAACACCUGAAUCAUCCUCCAAUUUCGGCAUCAUAAUUGAAUGCAAUCCCCCAGAUUCUAAAUUAUCUGAACUGGGUAUCAAGUCGUGGCCUAAAUGGGGCUGUCCUCCGGGGAAGUAUACGUUUAAAUAUAACGCAGAAGAAACAUGUUACUUGCUCAAAGGCAAGGUGAAAGUGUUUCCCAAAGGGUCAUCAGAAUUUCUAGAAUUUGGCGCACGAGAUCUUGUGAUAAUCCCCAAGGGAAUAACUUGUACUUGGCAUGUUUCUGUAGCUAUGGAUAAAUACUACAAAUUUGAUUCUUCUUCAACUCCAUCAUCUUCUUUCGAUACUUAACUGUAUAACUGUAUAACCGUAUCCCGUAUUUAUCUUUGAGUAAUGUAUGCUAUACAUUCAAAAAAGUUGGUAUUUGGCUUUAUAUGUUACUUGUGUGGUGUUAAUCAUACAUAUCACUACUAUUGGGUAU
This is a messenger RNA of Mangifera indica (mango), 648 nucleotides long. RefSeq lists its product as uncharacterized. The record is from RefSeq and is a predicted model, not a curated record. Bases 171 to 518 code for a protein of 115 amino acids. Lineage: Eukaryota; Viridiplantae; Streptophyta; Magnoliopsida; Sapindales; Anacardiaceae. The transcript is spliced from 2 exons.